Messenger RNA from Aspergillus campestris IBT 28561, 556 nucleotides. RefSeq lists its product as uncharacterized. The coding region runs from base 38 to 316 and encodes 92 amino acids. The transcript has a single exon. The record is from RefSeq and is a predicted model, not a curated record. NCBI's taxonomy places the organism in Eukaryota, Fungi, Ascomycota, Eurotiomycetes, Eurotiales, Aspergillaceae.
UGUAUAAACAAAAAAAAAAAAAAAUGAGGGCGGUGAUAUGGCGAUUCCUUUGUUCUUAGUCUCUUUUCGGCACACCGUCACAUCUCCAUCUCCGGCGGGGCGAGGAGGUAAAGCGAGCAGAGGCAAAGCGAGAACAGUGUCUUUCUCUCGUUUGAGGAUCAUCAUCACUAUCAGCAUCAUCGUACAGGAGGCUCCCGAGACACCGACAUUUCAGUGGCUUAACAGACGACCUGCCCUGCUUGAGUGGAGACUAGACCGCAACAAGCGUACUACACUGAUAGAAUGUGAUACUGCUCUGACGUAUGGUUGGUUGUGAUGAUGGAGAGACUCGUACAGAGGAUGAAGGAGAAGUCAGAAGGUCGAAGAUGAAGUUGGAGAGCCAAAUUACCGCUUUGGGUAAUCCCCGGUCAUGUGCGCCUGGAUGGCGGGCCCUAGCCCUGUGCCCUAGUCAUGUGAUCCUAUUGAUGCUCGAUCGAGCGUUCGAUCAGUAUCAAUGUUGAUACUCAAGAUGAAGUUGAUGAUCAUAAUGCGGAGAAUUAUUAUAUUGUAUAAAUCA